UCCGGGAGCACUUCAUUUCGCAAGCCACCUUCGCCAUGUUACUUCUGUUUGUCGCCGCCUGUGGGUUUCUGGCUGCCGAGGCCAUCGUGUGCACCCCUGACAUGUGCAAGGGUAGCUGCCCUGACCUUAGUGGCUGUAAGGGCACGGUCAAGGCCAACGGCGGGUUCUGUGGCUGCUGCGACACCUGUGUUAAUCUUCUAGGAGAAAAUGAGAAGUGUAGUUUCAGCUUCUUGUUGGGUGUUCCCUCUAGUUCCGAGUGUGGACCCGGUUUACACUGUAGCUUGAAGACCGUGACUUGUGUCAAAGCUGUCAAAAGACAAGUGGCACUCGGUCCUUGUGCACUGAAACUGAAACAGCUGCAGACUGGUACCCCCAUGUUGGGUGUCCAGACCCCCACGUGUAACCAGGACGGAUCCUACAAGUCCGUACAGUGCAUGGGAUCAGUAUGCUACUGUGUGGAUUCUGCCGGGAUUGAGAUUGCUGGCUACAGAACAAGCAUCGGAGCCACCGACUUCUCCACCAAGAACUGCCAGUGUGCACGUGACAAGGAGCAGUUCUCCAAGACCGGGAUGCUGGGCCAGACGUUCACCUGUGAGAACAAUGGAAACUACCAGCAGUACAAGUGCGAGGGAUCCGUCUGCUUCUGUACUGAUGACAAUGGCAAGAUGGUUGGAACCGCGAAGGUCAACAUUGGCCUCCUCUCUACCCUCAAGUGUUGACCUGUGACACAAAGCCUGGUUGCAGUCGCAGUCUUCAGGACAGUAAAAAUAUAUUCCAAAUAAAAGUGUUUAUGAAAUAUUGAUGAAACAGA
Messenger RNA from Haliotis rubra (blacklip abalone), 811 nucleotides. RefSeq lists its product as uncharacterized. The coding region runs from base 36 to 719 and encodes 227 amino acids. Lineage: Eukaryota; Metazoa; Mollusca; Gastropoda; Lepetellida; Haliotidae. The transcript has 6 exons. The record is from RefSeq and is a predicted model, not a curated record.